AUGAUCGGUACAAUCUUUAUCUUUGCUGUAGUGAUUAUUGCAUUUUUAAUAUACUUGCCAUAUUCUUCAGGUUUAGCUACGUAUAAAUAUGAAAAAAAGCCUUCAGAAAGGGCCCAACAGAAGAAUAAAGACGAGUACUUGAACAACUACCAGGGUUAUAUCCCACCGGAUGAAGAAGCGGCUUUGAGAAAACAAGGGCAAGAUUCGCAUUCAUUUAAGGUUAGUGUUUCCAAGCUCAAGGAAAAAGCCCACGUAACAUCUAGUGACAUUCCUUUGAAAUUUAAAUUGCAGCAAGAUUCUACGUUGAGGAAGAGAAAUAAGGAAAAAUUAGACAUCAACAAUGACCCUAAUAAAUUCGAUUACGACAUUGAUGAGCUUAUAAGGGAAGAGAAUGAAUCAGCUAUGGAGGACCAGAAAAGAGAGUUUUAUAAGAAUCUCCAAAUGGGAAAAGAAAAGGAGGCGAUGGUGUAA
This is a messenger RNA of Debaryomyces fabryi, 471 nucleotides long. RefSeq lists its product as uncharacterized. The record is from RefSeq and is a predicted model, not a curated record. The transcript has a single exon. Bases 1 to 471 code for a protein of 156 amino acids. Lineage: Eukaryota; Fungi; Ascomycota; Pichiomycetes; Serinales; Debaryomycetaceae.